Molecule: messenger RNA, 20820 nt
Organism: Giardia duodenalis
Lineage: Eukaryota; Fornicata; Diplomonadida; Hexamitidae
Exons: 1
Coding region: 1-20820 (6939 amino acids)
Source: RefSeq, a predicted model, not a curated record
AUGCGCAGAUCCUGGGUCCUGGACUGCCUUCAGCCGCACAUAGGCACCACAGACAAGGCCCCGGACCGGCCAGAUGAUCAGCCACCCCAGCCAGGGGAUGCUAACGCGCUUGUUUAUUUAGGAUCCACUUUGGAUGAAAACGCCCUCUACUUUACCCACGGGCCAUGCACAUUCUAUGCAAAGAUACGAGACAUCCAAUAUCGACACGGAAGGGCAACAGCGCUUGUUUAUCUCUCCCCCACCUUGGCGAUAACAACGUCUGUGCCCCUUCACCAGGUGCGAGCGAUCUAUGAUUCCGAGCUCUAUGACCAAUUGCUUUAUCAAAUCUCACAAGCUAAUGAUAAUUCUGAAAAUACCAAGACACAUGGACAGGACGCGAUUAAGGCAGCUCCGACCAUCUUGACGGACGAGCGUGACAGAAUUGCCUCUUUUGCUACUCUGUAUCUAGCACCGACAGCCCUAAGUACAAUCGUUCCGUCCAGUUACAAACCUUUUAAACUUACGAAACGCAUGUUUGCAAGCAUCAUGCAACACCUACCGAGAAUGUUGCCUGACCGAGAACACGUUCUUGAGGAUAUCAAGAUUAAUUACCAAACGGCCCAGAUGGUAUAUGCCAAUCGAUAUUUCUACUUUCCUAGUAACCCUAUGUACGAUCUUACUCUUAUGGAUAAAAUCGUUUCUAAAGAAAGAUUCAGAGCAGAUAGCAUCCAAGAGCAGGCUUUCGAGCUACGCAGAAAGCGGUUUAAACUGUUGCAAACAUACCUCUCCCAUGAGCUUCGGUUUCUGCCUACCUACACAAUGAGUCUGUUUCUUCUAACAUCGUUGGCCAACUUGCAUGCAGAUCUAUUUCACCAGCAGCAGCCUGUUCCAUCCACAGAACUCCUAUCUAGAUUUUCGCUAUGUUUGUCCUGCUUUCAGCAGUUCCUUGUUGAUAUCGCAGACGCCGAGGAGCGAACAAAGCAUUUAAAGAUCAGAAUAGACAAACUAGAGGACUAUCAUAAGAAUAUGUGCGCAGCUGUAAGCCUUCUCUCUGGAGAGCCCUAUAUUUCUACCGUUGAGCUUUUCGUGCGUGCAUUACUUCCAUUUGGACUCUUCCUGUUUUGUGUGCAUGUAACGCUUCGGCUUAGGACAUAUACUUCUUCUAGAAUAAUGCAACUCUUAAGAGCUGAACAGCGCCUUGCUGAGGAGGAUCCUGAUAACGUACUUUCCUGCUCAGCAACUGAGCUGAUUCCAGUUGAUAAGGAAUUGUCUGAUACUGAUACUGACACUGACACAUCCGAGAGCUCUCUGUCUGCUGCUGUUACAUCAGUUGGGACUGGACACCCUGUUCCAGAUUUCAGUAGGGCAUCGUUUUCACUCAAGUCUAAAAGGCGAGAAGAAAGCUUCGCUACCACUCAACGUUUGCACUCAUCUAACGCUCUCAUGGGGGCGUCCAGUCAAGCUCUUGUUGAGAUGUUGGGAGUUGGCGGAGACUUUUCUCCCGAGCGGAUCUCCAAGCUCGUCGAUCUGGCACAGGAGCGCGAUAAGCACGAGUUACUAGAGGCGAUUCACUACGCUCUCUUGGGAGCAAGACGAAUCACGGUUGCUCCACUCAAUACCCCAGAGGUCUAUGCAUCUAUAACAAGAUACCAACAACCGACUUUAGAGGAUCAGAGGCUUCCAUCCACUGAGCAGCCCAGCAAGGCUUCGUUCGAGGUCUCCACGAUGCCAUCAAAGCCUGCUAUCUUGGGCACAAGCAUAAGAACAUCUAUCCCAACUACAGUUCCCACUCGUAAAGCUACAACAAUGGUUUUCAAAGACCCUCAAACAUCCCACAGCCUAUCUGCCAUAUACACAAUUGCCAUCCUAGUGUAUUCACAGACAUUGACACGCCUAUUAGACGUUCAUGGCUGCACAGAUUAUUACCUUAAUCUAGUUGAACUAUCUAAGAAGCUCUCUUUCAAUCCUGAUCUCUUAUUCAACAGAUCCCCGGACUUUAUGCAAUACUUUUCGUUUGAGCCGCGUCUCCGCAUUACGCGGCCGAUGCGAUUGUCCCUUUUGUACAACCUGGCUUCGCAGAGUGUACUUUUCGACUCCUCUAUCCAGACUAUCAGGGCACACUUUCAACCAGUCGAGUAUAUGCGCCUUCUCCUCUCUUUUUUUUGUCCAUACCUAUUCUAUGAUAGCACAACUAAGAAAGAUCUUCAGAUAGCAGACUUUUGCUCUCACCAGUUGCAGGAGAAACGCCUGCUUAAGACGCUGGAAAAACUAGCGAACAAGACCUAUGAAUUCGUCCAGGAUUUCCCAUCUCUAGGCUCACCCCUGUCAGUGUUAUCGCAAGGCUCCAACAAUCAAGCUUCAAGUGACACUUCGGGCCAGACAAAUGACACCACAGACACCGAGGUAAUAAGGAUUGUAACGGCAUCACUAAGUGAUGAGGCUCUAGCAUUCUAUACUAGCAACCGCUGUGUCUUUCUUACAGACACGGAAGACAUGCGGCGCGUGCUCGCCACACCAUUGGCUCGCUUCCUUAUUUCACCUUUAGAGCACGUUGUGACUCAUUUCACCGGAAUAACCAAUCAAAUAUCAACGCUCUCUUCUGAGUUCCUCAACUUUAUGUCUUCGAAUGCAUCUGUCAAGCUUUUAGAGGCUCUGAAACCUCAUACGCCAGAGGAGAAACUUGGGCUAAAGGAUAUUCAGCAAUUUAUUAUCUUUCAGGAAACAGAUUCUAUCACACCUCCAGAUAUGCGGUGUCUGGGAGAUUUUAUCAGUAAGUUAGACCAGAUCCAGGCAGCUCUUCUGUCCAUGCAGCCAAGCCAGUCAGAGCACGAGACCAUGCAGUUACCUUCUGUUGUAGUAGAUCCCCAGCCUUGCACUGACCUCACUGGGAGAAGUCAGAAACCUAUAGAGUCACAAUCACUGGAGCUAGGAGACACCAUGCCUCUGAAGGACUUUGCACAACAGAGCAGAAGACAACCUUUUGAAACUGCGAUUCACUUUGGUCCAGCAAGCAUAGCCGUCUCUAUUAUCCGGGAUCAAUUUCUCCAGCUUGUCGAUGAGACGAAAAACACAAUCAGAUCCCGGUCAAUCUCUGUCCUUCUCAACUUCAUUAACUAUGUCUCCUCAGAAAUACAUGCACUGCACACGCUCUUCUUUUCGUUCAUGCUAGACCCAGAGCUGCUGAGAGACAUUGACAAGGUUAAGGAGUAUCUAUCCAUGAGCAGGCUGAAAUCUGCAUUUGCACGCGUCUUUGACUAUAUACACACCAUAGUUACGCAGUGCAGCUCGUGCUUGUCUAUCUCUAUCCUUGACAGUGUCUCAAGCCUUGUGGAGCGUAUAUUCCGGGACUUCCGUGCGAUGUCUGCACUUGCCAACGAGUCCCCUCCCUAUCGUGAAGGUAAGGCAGCACUGGGUGUCCUAAAUGAUCAAGCUAUGCAGCUCACACAGGUCUUUGCAGCAUACUAUGUCAGUCCAUCUAAUAGACAGGAGCAGCCAAUCUAUGGACCCGAUAACAUGCCACCAUUCUACUUGCGUCCCCAGACUGAUACCGUUAUCGGCACUAGAGAAACCAACUACGCGCCUGUUUGCAAGCAACGAGAGAUUAAGUAUGAUACUUCAAAGGUGGUUGAGUUUCUCCUGGUAUGCAAUGAAACAGACCCUUCUCUUGGAGACACUAUCCUUUCUUUUAAUUUCUUUUCUUCGGUGAUUCUUCUAUUGGACAUCAUCUCCAUGACUCAAUCCACGUCUAGUGACCUUGUGCACAGAGCGUUUAUUUAUAGUCGCUUCAUUCGCUCAACUGAACAGCACCUCCAGACCAUAACUAAUCAUCUGGUUAACUCCGUCGCCGAGGUGCUUUGCUUAACCUACCAUUCAAUGAAGGCUGCACACGAUUCUGCCACCGAAUUUGAACAGGAAAACCCCUAUCUAUCGACAGAUUUUAACCUAACAAUGCUGCAAUUUGAUCUGAGCCUUAACAGCUCCGACAUUGAUGCGUCUAGCUUGUACGUGACUGAGGCACAGAUAUUAGAGUACGAGAGAGAGUUUUUAUUAUCCCUUGCACUAAAAACAGCCUUGCCGAUUUGUACAAAGCAUCAUUCUAGGGAGGAGCUAUUUGGGAAGGGAGGAGGCAUAAACGUUGCCAUCAUGGGCAACGUCGACUACACAUUUCUUUUAAAGAAUAGCCAAACCAGUGGACAACCUUCCGUAGCCGCACCUUCCACCGAUCCGUCGGUGUCGGCAUCUGCAUCUGCCAGAGGCGAACUGAACAAGGACGCCCAAGAGGAUUCCCUAUCUUAUACCCUGGCCGACCAGCUAUCUGAAGAAGCUGUUCCCAGCAGUAGGGCUUUGCCUGUGAGUGGAGUAGACGCGCUCCUGGCAUCAGAACUAAAACUUUCUAGAACCAUCGGCACGCUAAAGCGACAGGGACUUGAGCUUCACAAGGUGGUGCCUAGCGAUUCACUCUUUACAGAGGGAAUGUUUUAUCGGCGCCCAAUCAUUAAGAAGAAGGUCAAGACGGAAUUCAAUAUUAUACAAAUUCUGGCUGAGCUGCGCUUUAUCUUGCAAGAAAUAUGCAUCAUCCAGGCUUCCAUUGAUAAGUGGAAGCGCUUCAUAGGGCAGGAUAUACACAAAAGGCAGGACUCAGUCUCUGGCGUCGCAAAUAAGCACCCUAGUAAGGAUCUACAUCGCACAUAUAGCCCGUACACGUUACUCUCUAUAUGCCAUCCGCUUUGCUCUGUUGUAGCCAAUGUCUCCGACCUUGUUGCAUUGCACGAAAAGGGGGUUACAGUAGCAGUUGCUGACUAUCCUAGUUCACCCUUACUUCACCUGCUGGAGCAAACCGCAGAUAUUAUCAAAGUCAUACGGCACAGGGUUUCGAAUCCAGAUCAGCAUAGUUUUUCUAUACCAAGCUCAAACCUAACAAUCUUGAAACCUUCGCAGAGCUCUCAGAACAGGUCCAUCGAAGGUCACAACUUAGCUGCCAUUGGAACCGAACAAGACGGUGAUGCUGUGAACUCGUUAACUAGUGCAAACAUAAUGUCCCUUGCUAGUGUUCCUCUAACCGAUAAAGCAAAAAGGCUGAAGGGCGUCGGACCCACGUUGAAGCCUGAGACAAAAACGAACGACAACCUAAUAGUUUUAACAUAUGCAUCGUGGACAGAAUAUGUCGACUAUGCUCAGGAGAUGAUAGUUGCAUAUGCACUCCCUAUUACCAUUAUGUAUUUUGUCCGUAGUCCGCACCUUUGUGAGCAUCACUACAAGGCACUGGCAGAGUUAGUAGGAUGCACUCUUCCUUCUCAGACCGAGAUUUCCACUGGUACCGUCCAGCCAACCGUGCGAGAACCAAGCGAGGCAAGCACGUGGACAGCUAAGGACGGUAACCUGGAUGAAAGCACAGCACACAUAGUAUCAACGAAUGAGAUCAUAGUCUCUAAAGAUCAGUAUGCAAGAGCUGUCCUCUCCUUGUCUGUCUCUAGCUUUCUAGAGGCCUUCGAAAAGGAUAGCGACCUCUUCUCCGUUCUGCUAUGCAUCACCAACAACGCCUCAAUCGACAUGGAAGCCAGAGAGCAGCUAGCGGUCAUUGAUGACCUGCUGCAUAAUAUACUUAUGGAGUUCUCCUAUGAUAUGGCAACAGAAGUGGCAAAUAGAACCAGCACUGCGUGGAAUAGCAAAUCUUUCGCAGUAAUUAUUACUCCCGUCAACUCAGAAGCCCUGCUGCGAGAGUCCCUUUACACAAUCUCCAAUAUAUUAAACAGCAUAGGUCAUGGUAACAAGAAGGUACAGCCAGAGCUCUCAGUUUUACACGGUAUCCACGCUUACAUCGCACGCACCUCUAGUCUUAGAACGACAAGGCACUUACCUCUCCGUUACCAAGGUUACAGUGACAUAAUUCAGCAAAGUAGAUAUGCACCAGACAUUGAGGUAUUGGCGCGCUAUCUCGAGUGCGGAGCCUGGCUCAUGCUUUACGUCUACAAGGCCUUGUUCCGUAUCACACACAUCAUCUACGCCCUUCUGUGUGUGACAAAGUACGGUAUAUGCAUAAGUCUCAGUAAGAACACCCGCACAUAUACAACGAUCAGCACCCAACAUGGAGAGAAACUAGCUCCGUUUCUGACUGAUGAUGGUCUAGCUGUUACUUUUAUCUCACAAGAAGAUCUCUGCACAUUCAAGGAGCUUUUUUCCCAGUGGAAGGAGCUGGCAAUGAAAUAUCUUUCGAAACCGUUCACGCCUCUUUUCUCGAUCAUUUUCGAUAGAACCUUCAAUGAAGCCGUUACUACACUGUGCAAGAGACUAAACAGGAUCUAUGACAAAGUUAUCUCCGUACGCGAUCAUGGAAUAUUGACUAAUCUCCGAAAGAUUAAUGCAUCCAUAAAUCCGUCAAUGGAGGUGCCUCUCUGGUAUGAGGUCGCCACAUCCAACCCACAGAUAAGAUCCAAAGUGUGCCAAAGAGUUGUGCCACUGAUCGAUGAUCACUACCAUCCUUCCUCAUUAUUCUUCUGCAAUACUCCCAUACUAUAUUGUGGGGAGUUCCUUAUUCGGAGAAAUUGCUUCAAAGCAGUCCAAAGCUUACACUUCGAAGUCCUGAGUGGAGUUGAUGGAUUCGUCUUGCUUCCACAACGUCCACCCCUCGUUGACGCAACCCACUCAGGAGAUAUCCAAGAGACCAACAUGCCUCUACGUGAGCUUACUGCUCUAGAAUCAUCGGAUGAGGUGCUAGAGUUGCUAGAGCCUAUCGAGCUACCAAAGGGCGUGUUUCUAGUCUCAGACAAAAUAAUUCGGAACAUUGCUCCCGCCCUAAUGAAGAAUAUAUCAAAAGCGUGGGAGGAAUUUAAUCAUCAGAUUCAGAGAUAUGAGAAAAUUCUUGCAACAGAGCUCAAUAAGCUACGACAAGAACGCAUGGUGCCCGACACUGCAACUAAACAGAAGACAGACUCAGUAUCAUUCAAGCUCAAUUCCCUUAGCAAGCGGAUGCAGGAAAAGGUUGGAGGACAGAUAGGAUCUGAUGAUAGCUCGUCCAGCGACGACACCAAUGCAAUCGAGAAGUCCUUGCGUGAGCAAGAUACUUCUAAUACUACAUCCCAACCAGAUGAGCGUUCGCGUAGUGAUGACUAUAAAGGGUUCUUAGAAAAUGAUCCUCACCUUAUCGCAAUUUCCGAGUCAGACCCCGACUCUUCAAAUCAGUCAGCGACACAGCCUCAGCAACUGACCGCUCCACAGGUGCUGCACACGCUUACUCCACACGAUAUAAUAGGUGUUCAAAUACAGUGCUGCUCCAUAUUCGAUAAUUUUUUCUCCAACUUUCUUUUUCGCUCUACAAUAAUAGUACUAUCUUCUUACAUUAGAUUAGUAUAUUCAAAAGAGAUUAGUGACGCAUUUGCUGGAAAGCACACAAAAGAGUCAAUGAUGCCUCUCCUGAAUCUUCUAAAGAACUUUGGGAAAGCAAUUGAGAUGGAGGUUAUUUGCUCACACAAGCCAACGAUCCAUAAAAAGGCUAUCGUAGCUAAGCUUCACGAGUGGUUUGACUUGCUGACUGAGUGCAAGCGUAUAUUUAUGUCAACAAAGGGCAUGCAAUUGUUGUCUGCAUCGGUGCAUUUUCCAUUUGUCUACUUUCAGCCUGGGGCUAACAAAAUCUUCAUUACAUCUGAACACGGAACAUAUUCCUUUGAGGCCUCACAACAGUGGCUUGGAGCAGCCACUAUUCUGGACACAACUUUAAAGCUCAAUCCCCGACAACUAGGUCUUCUUAACAAGAUCUUCUCUGCUAUAUCUGAGCGCAUGAUUAUAUUCCUAGUUUGUAGCAGCGAAAAGGGGCACUCCAAUACGGAGCUCUACUUGAUUACAACAGCUCUUUCACGGUACCUAUUCAUGCGCGUAAUAUAUUGCCCGUUCAGCGAGUACACCUUUGCCGCAAAUCUCCAAAGAUUGUCGUCGGCCGUUGCAAACGGCUGCUUAGCUAUUGUCGUUGGCAUUGAAUAUCUCCCAAGCUGGCAGCUAUUACAGCUAUGCACUUUGGCAAAUGACUUGCGAGUCAAGCAAGGGGCUCUCCCAGGGCUCGUUGUAAUGGACAAAGACACGGGAGUUGCCAGAGGAGCCACUAUGUCCGAUUUCCCCAAUCUAGGCUUCAUAGUGUUUUUCUUACCUGAACUAUCGCCGAUUUCGUGUAUGGAAGAUGUAUUUUAUGUUGAUCCUAUUAAUACGACCACCACUAGUAUGGAUAUGCUUCUUCCUGUGCUCGGGCAGACCUCGUUCACCAAUGAAAGCAACUAUUUGGCCAAUAAUGUCACUGAUUAUUAUUCCUCCUCGUAUGCAGCGUCCGAGCGUCUCGACCUGGUUGUUGCUCCAUUUAGAAUCAGACGGGUGAUCAGUUUGGAAAUUGAGUCCCCAGAUGCCCUCUAUCUCCGAUUGUCGCCAGAGUAUGGCCGGGCCUUCUACGAGAUAUCUGUCUUUCUGAGGCAGUUCAGCGGCUUGACAUACAAAUUUGUCGCGGGCGACAUCCCGAUGGUUUACACUCACGUGAAAGAACGAACAGACGCGCUUUGCAUGGCAGCCGUCACGCUUGAUAUGAUCAUGCGCCAAACCCUUAGCUUUAUCUUGCAUCCCAUGACCAAUGACAACCUGGUAGAGGUGUAUUGCAGAAUCAUUUCAUCUGCAUUUGGACUGGACAAGACCUCAACUGUCCAGCUUUAUAAGCUCAGCAAGGCCUAUUGGGACUUCAUUAAAGCCAGCCUAUUUUCUCUCAACCUCCUCCACGACCACUCAUCAGAUGGCAAGUUGGGAUUGGCUAUGGGAUACAAUGCAUCAACCGCCGUGCAAAGCGUAGUCCAUGCUCGAUCAACGUUUGCCAAGUAUUUUAGCGAGCAUCUAUCUAAGUAUCUGGCUCCCCGACUUCUUAAUUAUGUAACGCUAUUUGGCCAGAUGCACCAGCUCGCGCCUCAAUUUGUUAUUGAUAUCAUCUUUGCCAACGAGCUACUAAAAUCUGGGAGGCCUCUUCUAGCGGUGGUCCCCCAGAGUAGCUACAUUAGAGCAUAUACUGCCGUGCUAACAUCAGUGAAGCAUUGGGAUGUCUCCUAUGUCACUGACUCUCGUUCAUUGCGAGCCGCACUGAAGCGACUGACAUAUGGUGAUUCAGCCAUGAGUUCUGAGAGCCUACUGGAGCCCAUUCCAGGCAAGGUGGCAGGGGAGCAGGAAAAGGCACGAAAGUCAGAGCACUUGAUUGUUGUCGCGCCCCCCACCUCGCAUGCUCUAUUGCGAAUGUUCGAUCAGCUCUUUGGUGCAUCCCUCCACUACCCUAUCAUAUUGGAUGAGUUCGGAUGCACGUACUACCAGUUUGACAUUGGCCGUGGACCGUACUUUAUGAUCUGUGUAACUAUCAGUAUGCUUCAAGAUUUCGGCCCGUUGAUUGACUUAUUUACACACAGGGUUGUGUUAUUACCAUCCAUCGAGGGAUCCGAUGGUUGUAGGAAGAUUUUGCACGGGUCUCUAUUCAUUGACACACCACAUCUAAGAUUUAUAGCUAAAAUGAAUGUUGACUUAUGGAAGUCUGAACUAAAACGCAGGAAAGUGGAGUCUCGGGAUGCCUUGUUUCUGUUGCAAGGAUUGGAGUCGCUCAUGGCGACUGCUUCCAAACAGACCACAUAUAUGACCCGUGUGAUCCAGAGGAUCGCUGUACUUCCGACCUUUAUCAAUAGCAUCAUCGGGUUUCUUUAUGACACCAUGGCCCACGUAUUCAAUUGCGGGCGUAGCGUAGAUGAGGUUUUCCUUAUUCGGUCCAUGUUCUACUUUUUCUUGCUGAGGUUUAACGUUGUCACCAUUUUGCGGAAACCACUACCAUCGCAGUUUCUUCUUAAAAGUCUGGAGUACUCCCAAGCGGCUCGGGGCGAAACCCCCCAAGCGAUGAAGAAUCGUGUUUCCGAGAUUGCUAAGCACAAGGCCUAUGAAGACGGGUGCUCGCCAAUGGCAUUUACAGGAACAUUUGCAUUUACGCUCGUGUCCCACGUACGCGAGUGUGUCGAAGUGUUGAUGCGGUUGAAAGAAGCCCUUGCAAAGCAACAACCAGGGUCUGUAAUUCCUUCGCUUCCAGAGCCAUUUGGGAUGACUCUGGAUCAGCGGGCCCAGAUACUCACGUUUCUAGAUACGAUAGGUGUUACAAUUCCAAAGGAGAUCCUAGCAACUACAAACAUCUAUUCAUGUUCUUCUUCCAGCUCCCGGCUUCUUAAAAAGGCCAUUUGUGGGCCUGAGUCUUCAGGUGUGAAGACCGCUCAGGCUAUUGCAAAGCAGGCUCUUGUGCAAAAGCAGCAUAUGCAACGGUUACACAGGGCAUUCUACAGCUCAUUCACAUCAACUUCUCACACAAUUCUGGCGGAUGAGGUGUGGCCAUUUCUCGACGUUGCUGGGUUCUCUUUACAAGAAAUACAGGAGUUGGACGACCAUGUUAAACAGAAAUCGUCGGGAACCACCAACCUAACUUCCAUUAUUAAUACAGCGCUACUUAUGAAUGCAGAGAGAGAUGUCCUGCAACUGGGAAUGGGCUUCUGUGGCUCCUUGGCCUAUGAGCUGAGUAGUAGCUUUAUGCUGGAAGCAGUCUUCAGUCCGGAAACACAUGCCGAAGCCUUCACAAAUCUAGUUGUACCAUUGGUGAUAGCUUUCUGGAACGCAUGUAGCCUAUUUGUCACAACCUAUGAUGAUGGUAAGAACAAGGUCAGCAAGGGGACCACAAACUAUGCACGCUGGCUAGGCAAGAAAUACGAUGCUCUCACUACAGAAUUUCAAAGCAUAGAAAAGUUGACCCAGGCCAUGUACUGUGGCGUCAGCCCCUUUGUCACGCUUCUGUUGUUAGAGGCCAACUCCCCACUUGUGCAUCCAGGUCUUUUGAAGCAUUAUGACACUCUGUAUAGGCUAGACUUGGGGGCGUUAAAUCACGGUCUGUCCAGUGAGGUAAUAAUAAGCAACUUCCGCACCUUCAGCAAAAAAGUUGUUGCAUUGCUUCCUAAAGAGUUUCCCGUGAACAUGUCGUCAUCUACAACGCAGAAUUAUAAUCCUGGUACGAUUGCAAACUCCUGUUUUUCAUACAUAGAUUUUACGUACGGAUUGGGGCAGAACAAGAAGGCAGUUUCCUACAAAAAGUAUCUCUGCAAGGCGGAGUUCCGGCUCUAUGAAAUCGGACACGGAAUUAUGAAAAGAAUUCAUGAGUUUCGUGACAGGACCUUCGUGGAAAAGAGCAUUGAUAUGAUCACUACACGCCUUGUAGAACGCAAAAAGCAUAAUCUUGCUGUUGCUAAAAGAAAGGCAACAGAAGAGCACGCAAAGAUUAUACAUGCCAAAGAGGAUGCCCUCUUUACUAAGUUAGUUACCACAACAGCGUCCAAGACUCAACAAUCUGCAGCAGCACAGGACAGCAGCAAGCCACUGAGGUUGAUUAAGCCGGCCAACGUUGACUUCUAUAUGUCCUCUUCAGACGAAGAAGAACUGGUAACAGACAAGACCUUAAGCAAAGAUAAGGAGCAAGAGGAGAGCGACUCUAGUGAGUCCAAUGACACCGCUGACAACCUAGAGCAAGCAAAGAAAGCCAUGAACCUGGAGCUCACUAAGCUAUCCAAACUAUCACGGAAUGAAAGAACUGCUAUUGACUUGGAGCUUCAUGACUAUGACAAGGGAGAGUCUGUCUCCGUUCAAUGCAGCAAUCCGACUAUCACUGUCUUCAGUCCCCAUCAUUGUGCAAUCAUUGUCGCUCUGGGAUGCGCCAUGUUGAGCCCAAUUACUGUGGCUCUGAUCGGGCAGCGCGGCAGUGGAAAGUCUAGGCUUAUAGAUAUGGCCAGGCUUCUAUUCCGUGACUUACUUGCUCCCGACACAUUUCUUCUCAACGACGUUCAAACAAGUAAUAGCGUACAUGCCAUCGCCAGCUCUCUCUCAUCUCGGUGCCUUCAACGCAAUUACCUCACAGCUGCUAGCUCUCGGCGGAAGAAUGCGUACAUAGGGAAAAACACUUCUCCUAACACCGUGCUAGAAUACUGUGACACCCUUUGCUUCCCAUCUCUCCACUUUCACUGCAGUGAUAUUGACCCAGCUGCUUCCAUCAAUGGUCACUUUGCGCUUCUGCUACGUGACCACAUGUUGCUACUAGACGCCAACGCUGAGGUGCCUCACCCCAUAUACCUGGACAUGCCGUACGACCUCAAAACAGGUGCCAUAAGCCUUUCAGACAUGUCCAUUAUUGUGGAGUGUACUGCAGAUCACAACUUGACAAGUUACUGCGGACUGCAAAUAGAAGUGCCUCCGUGUACUGAGGCGUAUCUGAAUGGACUUUGUAAGCGCAUAUUUCCUCAUCAAACGGACUCGUGGAUAUCCCAAUAUGUUAGCGGAUACUUCUUGGUGCGUGGCUCUUUGCCCAAUUCUAUCUCGGAGACGUAUGCAGUAUUCUCUAACAUGUAUCAAAACUUUGUGAUGACAAUGAAUUCUCUUACAGUGGUUCCAGACAAGAUGAUGCUACACAUCCGGGAGGAAGAAGAAAGCGUUCGAGCAGAUAAUUGCAUCGAUAAAGAAGAGUGCUCUCCCACAAUGAUCAUUAAGUACAAUAAUGAUCAGCUGCUAUUGCGAGCAUCGCUCCAUAGCCUAUUUUCUUCGCUACGCAGCAUGGCCCAAAUGGAUGCCCAGUUUAUGGACGCUGUCAUCGAGCGGUUCGCGAGCCUAAGCUUCCUGGGCUAUUUGGAUACGGAUGAAGAGUAUGUCGAGUCGGUAGGGAAAGCAGUAGCUCAACGGCGCGCAGAGAAACUGAAGAAGGCCAAGGCUUCUAAGUCUCCACGCCUCAAGGCAUCCAAGAAAGAAGAAGGUUCCGGCAAUAGAUCAGAGCAGGUCAAAAAGAUGCACCCGACAGUGUUGAAGAAAAGCGAGGGCCCUUGGUCUGACGUAAAGCUGAUGCUUAUAUCAAACUUCGCGUUCUAUCCCGCUUGGGAAGCGUUCAUUAUCAACCACGGAAUCCGCCUCGGUCACAAAUCCCUAGCAUCACAUAGGUUUAUGGGCAUGACCUCCAUGUCUAUGAAAACCACUCCCUUUGUUAAAGAGAACACGCUUCUUAUGGCCUCUACGCUCAACAGUGUACUUUGCCAGGUUGAUGGAAUCCACGUUAAUGCGUCUGAGCUUAUCGCAUUGUCAUACGCAACGAUCAAUGCAUUCUGGUUUGGCCAUUUUCUUCUCUUGGCCAGCAGACUCCCUAUUUACGAUCCAUACAUGCUCUCGCGCGUCUUUCAUCUUUAUGUGACUAUUGAAACAGAGAAAGAAAUGAACAUGGCCAGGUUUGUGUCUAUGAUAAAUAACUUUGCACCCCGACCUGCAACAUCGAGUCUUUCGGACUUCUAUGAUUACGAUCCGUUUCAUGGGACACGCAUCUACUUGGCCAACAGAGCGGCUCCCUACGCAGGAAAAAUACAUAUCCACGUUCAGAACACAAUAGCAAUGCGCACAGGAAAGCAGCCGACCUAUGUGGACCAAGAUGUUCGCGAAUAUCUAUCUGCGAUUUGCGACGCAGAAACUCGCUCCUGGCGCAGGCUACUCCGGAAGCAAACAGCUUCGCUUGUUAUCAGUCCAUCUGCAACAGUAGAAGAAGAGAUUUCCCAGCGAAUUUCUUUCCAGGCAAAGCCAAAGGUGAACCCUAACAAGGCUGCUAUGUUUCCUGGCUUUUCCCUUGCUGCAAUGAUGUGUCUGCGGCCUGCUAAGUAUACUAUUAACAUCGCCAACGGAACGCUCCAGUCCUAUGCAGAAAUUCUUUCCCAGCUUGUCGCCCUCUCAAAUUGCCAGAAGUUUACCGUUUCCAGCUUUGGGAGCAUAUACAACAGUAGCACUCAGCAGCGCGUUCUUUUGGAUGCCGCAUCUGUCAUAGUAAGCUCUGAUCCUCUCAACCAAUACUUCGUGGACUUGUUGCACAAGGUUAACGCUGACAUGAGGGAGUAUGAGUUUCUGCUCCUGCUCCUCAUGAUACGGACAGCGAUGGCCCUGGCCCUUGGGAUAAAGCCAGAAGCUCUUUAUCCUGAUACCGUCUCACCACUCAAUCCUUCCACGGGCCUCAGCUUCAAAUCAGCUCUAGAGACAUGCCUUCCGUCCCGCACUAUAGGAACUGGACGGGCGUACUCUCUUCUUCCUCCGGCCAUUAAUGAAUGGUCUGGACUUAGAGGCAAGCCUCACCAGAUUAUUGCCAGGGAAAAGCGCGAGAAGGCGCAGGACUUCCUUUUGCCAUCGGCUCACGAUGUAACUGUGAUAGCUCCUAAGUCGGCACUUGGCAGGGUGGGGGCUGCCGGAAUCUCGGUUUACCAGCUGCUCACCCGCACCCUCGAGCCCUUGAAUGCAGCGGAGGGCAUCUUCAGCUCCGAAGAAAUGGGUGUUAUAUGUUCUCUAGUCCCGCAAUCGUAUGGUUUGAAUCUCACGUGUGAUAGGCGCAUGCUGGCCAGUUUUCUAAGCAUCAAUCUAGCUGUGAUUAUUGUCGAUGAUCUUCCUGUCGGCCCUGCCGUGUACCUAGGGUCGGAUAGCUCUGCCUAUGUUAAGCCGCAACUAUACUCAGAGAGUCUCCGCGUUCCUGUGCUUAAUUCCAUAAAGUCUCCUGCUAUAGAAAUGAUAAAUGACAUAGAGACAGGCUUAGAGUCAUUUAGGAUGCAAGGUGUAUCUAUCAACGAAGAGCAUAUGCACGAUAUGCAGCAGCUGUUGCUGGGCAAUUCGAACAUAAAGGCAAAGCAGGAAGAGUACAAGAUGAAUCUCAUUAGGUACUCGUUCGCAGAUAUAGUCAGCAUCUGCAAUAUAUCUCGGUGCACCUUUCCUAAUGAACCCCCGGCCCACAUCUUCCGCAAAGGAAACAAUCACCGUACUGAGUUUUUGGCUGCAUUCAAGCACACGUUUGCAGCUGCAACCAUUAGUAUCUACAAGUUUGCAAGUAGGUUCACAUCUGUUCCCACGGUCUCUUUAAUGCGUUUUACGGCAUUGGCGUCGCAGCUCACAAAUGCCAUAUAUCAACGAAUAGGAAGCUUCUUUGAAUAUAUAGAUAUCCUUACAAAUGCGCUGUUCUUUUACGAGUAUCUUUCAGCGCCAAGCAAAACGAAGCACAAGAUCAUUGAGAUAACGAAACUGACUGUACCUGUUAUGGUCAGGAUUGUCGAAAAUGCUGUCUCAUCUGUUGAGCGGCAUACGGGCACAACACGACUAGUCCAAAAGGGCUUCAUCUCCCGCAAUCACAAUAUCCAAACAGCGGUCGCCGAGGCAGUGAUUAUGAGGGAUUUCCUGCACUCUCUACUGCACCUUAUCAAGCGAGAAAUAAUGGUGAUGGAGGCUGUCGUGCAAACAGCGCAUAUAGACGCACUACUAUGUUCUGCAUAUAUGCUGUUCAGCGAGACCGAUAGGCUCUCAGAAGACAAGUGUUUGCAAUGCUUGAUAAACGGUGAAUGUGGUGACCUCUCCCCAUAUCUGCAGGAUCUCCUUGCAGCUUGCCAAAAGCAUACAGAGAACAACAGUCUGAGCCCGUUCACCGUUGCCAUGGUCUCUAUUCUGAAUAAUAAUGGAAUUCCUGUGCAUAUCCAUCGCUUUGACAAAACCAUGGACGAAUUACUCAAGGACCCCAUGAUGAUUUCUAUCACAGCCGAAACGACAGGCAAGAGUUUCUUUCUGAAUCACAUUAUCAGGGUCAUGGCUAUCGACUUCCCGACAUACAUCAUAUUGAAAGUGCUCAAUGUCGAGUGGAAGCCCACAGACCCUGCCAGACAGACAUUGGACUGCGUUGCAUUGUCUGACAUGAUCAACAGCUGCGUACACGUUGUGCCCAGCCACCUUGGGCUGUCUGCUGCGUACUUACUAGAAGGGAUCCACAGAAGCAAGCGGAAGCGGACUGGAUACUUGCAAGCCCUGAAUAGCUCUCUUAAUGGACUAGAAGAUGAUAAAAGCAUGGAGCUGAUUGACGAGAUAUCCAAGAAUAUCAUCAAACUGGAUCUUCUGCUACCACCAGAAGAGUUUUCACGAGAACUGGACAUAGCAAUCCAGAAGAAUAUGCAACGGUUUAGUGAAGCGAGGGAUGUGGCCCCAGGGACUGAACAGUGGUAUAAAUACAAGUAUCUUAUUCUGAAUUACGGCGCCCCGAACGCCAACGGAGCAAACAUUUCUCUUCUUCGCAAACUCUAUAUAAAUAGAAAUGUCAACAACGGGAACAAUUCUGUCGUAUUCUCCCUCUAUCCCGGCACAGACUUCACUACUGCAUGCAUGCGCGUGGGGAUGCUGACUCAAACGACCCUUGAUAUGUUUUCAUGCUCAUGCCCGUGUUCGAUAAUUGCUAGGAAAGAAGUGGACACAAUUGAUUUGGCAGAGUAUCCGACCGAAAACGCUCACAAGAUCUCAUGUAUACUAAUAGAAUCCAUUUUUGGGGAAAACUCUGCAGGGAGGUCUUCGGACGAAUGCACACGAGUUGGUAAUGCCGCCAUAUCACAGUUGCUUGUUGGAUUGAGCCUUUCCGUUAAGAACUACCUCCUCACCUUUUUGGCCAGUUGCUCAGACAUGCAAGCGCUUCGAACCAUUGCAUCUACGCCUGCCGAAUCAUCACAUCAACAUUCACAGAGCCUUUCAUAUUGUCUUAAGCAGGAUUCUCCCUUGAAAAGUAAUCAAGAGAAAGCUCUGACCACUAUCUUCUCUCUUGGACGUGACAUUGCCUUUUCAGCUGUCGGGAAAUAUGCCCUUAUAGAUACCCUAAUUAAGAAAGACAUUGAUAAGCCAGAUAUUGACAAGGAGAUUAACAUCAUAUGCCUCCAGCGUACAAUAGUUGACACCUUAGGGACAAGCAUUGCUAUGAAGCUUGGACGCUCUCUCUCAUUGGUUGCAGAGAUAAUGUGGCGUUAUGCACAAGUGCACACUCCGUCGGUUAUCUUAGCCGAUGAUAACUUUAUGCCAGACUUGCACCUGCGCAUUAAGCGAGCCGUUGCAAGUUACACAGAAAUGCUGAUCAAGGGUAAUGCAGCUAAGCCUGGUGCACUAACGCCCGAGCAGCUUAAGGCCCAGGGACUCAUGAGUAUGCGUGAGUCAUAUCCGUUUAUCUAUGCAAUGAAGCAGAAUCCAGCCGCCAUCACCUCAUUUUUAGCAGCAUGUAUUCUUCCAUAUAUCAAUGAGCGCGUGUUUCGUCUAUUUGAGCCCCGGAUUGCCGCUGGUGUAAUGACAUCCCUAUCAAUCUUCUUCAUUGCAAAUCUUAAUGUAUUUGAGCAGGACCUCAUGAACAAGCACUCGACAAGCAUGGAGCGUUCCCUUGGAAUUACUGUCAUUGGAAAGAACUCCUACCCAGAUUUUAUCAAGAUGAUAUCAAUACAGCAGUUGGCAAACUGCUUUCUUGUUAAUAGUCGAUUCCCCCUCACAAAAAUUUAUACGAGAUCGCAGAUAAAGGCAAUAACAAACUUUGAGCAUGUGACGGAGUUGAUACCGGAAAUCUGUUCCAUCAGCCCCCGAAUCACAUAUGCAUGGCUUGUCGUUACGGUUCUGGCGCGAUAUAACACUAUUAUUGCAGAGUCUCUUCCCUGGUUUGCGCAGCACCAUAGCUCUUUUGUAGCACUUGCCCUCACCGAAAAUCCUUUUCUGGCUAUCAUGGCCUUCUAUGCACAGAAGAACCCCAAGUUUGAGUGGAAAGGGCCGCAUGCUGAAUGGCUCAAGGCACAGAUCUAUCAAGAAGCUGCCAAGAAGCACACCAUUAUCAAUCUUCCGCCAAACUUCUUAGAACCCUCGGGCAGUGUUAUCUUUGCAGUGUAUUGUAUCUCAGUAGCACUUCGACCGCAUACCAUUGCGUAUGCAUCCAACGCUUGCAUCUGCUUCAUGAACUCUCUUGUAGGGAACUCAUCGGCUUACUUAUAUCAAAAUUCAACGUCAAACGCAUACUUUGGAGCCACGGGAAUCGUGUACAGCCAAGAGACUGCGGCCUUUGUAGCCCGGGCAGGCUCGAAGGACUCGUCUAUGGGUCCUCUCUCAAUUGCGUCAACAUCUAAGCUCAAAAAGCAAGCAUUAUCUGCGAAGAUAGCAGAAGGGUUUGCAGACCUGGUCGCAUUGUGCUCAGAAAAUCCAGAGUUCUUCGUGUUUUCAGAAAAGUUACUAAGUGACGGAAUUUAUUCUCUCUCAGAGCUUUGCGAGGUUUCUAUUAAACAACUUGCAUACUUCAAAGAGAUGGCGUCCCAAAACAUAGAGCUCACAAGUAGAGCGCCGCUCAUAGUAGAUAUUAUCUUCUAUGAUUCGUGCGUUGCCAUUGAAAUACUGCUAGAGUAUGCACUCAAUCUCGCCCAGAUCGGAUUGCCGUCUGUGCCUGCUCCAAUACGUUUUGUUCGUGACCCAACACUAAACGAUCUAAAGAACUCUAUCAUAGUUGUAUCAGUUGAAACAGCGCUGCUCGGCUAUACCAUGAUCGACAGCCUUACUCGCAUGUUAGCCCAAAAAGAGACACUGUAUCGAUCAGACAUUACAUAUCCCCUAUUUGUCUUGAUACCAUCUAGUCUAACGCCUCAUAAUAUCUUUGUACCCGGAAAGGUGGGUGGUCUGGACGGUGACCCUAGUCUCCAGUAUGAGACUGCAAUGUCCAUAUCGAAGCUCAUUGCUGUCGCCAAGCCCAACUUCUUCUAUCUGCGAUCCCCCAGUACCCUAGUCGGUGGGUUUACGCACACGAUCUGUCUGUCUAUUGCAGUUGUAGGCAAUAUUAUGCUAAAGGUCCUUGGUGGGAAAACAAUACGCAGUCUCAAUAAGAGUAUUCACUUCUCUAUUUCUCUUCGCGGCCUGUCACUUUUGUGCCUAAAGCAGGCGUUUCUGUUUACGAGAGACACCAUCGCGGCGUCGGAUUACGAAGUAGUCAAUGUGAUUGGGUCGUGUAUUCUGAAGGCCCUGUCAACUGCCAAGCAUCAGCAAAUCGAUACACGCAACUUUGGACAGGUUGCAAUGUUAGACUCUGCGUAUUUCACGUACAAUCUUGAUUUAACAAAGUCUGUCUUCGAUUCUCAAUAUCUGUCUAAACUUAAUGAGUACAUGAGUCAGCUGUUGUUUGCACGACAUGACGCGAUACAGAAGGUGCUCCUCACUAGGCUGGUGACAACAGAAAUCGAGCUCUAUGACAAAACCUUGAUGCGGCAGCUCAAGGAGAAAAUGAAAGCCAAAAAGAACGAUGAGAAAAUCGAAAAAGAGCAGGAAGAAAGCUCCUCUUAUAGUUCCGAUGGCGAUGAGACGAGCGACAUGAACUCUAUGGCAAACUCAGCGAAGUCUAGCAUGUUUGAUGGGGACUCACUAUCAGAACACCUUUCCGAAAGCCGCUCCUUCCGCUCCUCAAAGUCGAAUAGGUACUCGUCCUCUCGGAGCUCUGUUAGCGGGAUUUCUGAGGCCCUGGAUGACUUUGACGACUCAGUCAGCCAGACACCCAGCUCGGUUUCAAAGAUGUCUGGAACCUCGGUACAAAGCACAACUCUUUUUAGAAUGGCAGAUGGAGGAGUAACGUUCAUGCCAGAAGAAGACAACAUCUAUAACUUCUUCCUAAUGGGUGUCCAAAUGACGAGCAACAACCUAGAUCCAUCAAAGCCGGUGUACGUUGACUCUAUUGAAAAGUCCGUGCUGGGCAUAAUGCAGCCGCGUCGAAGGACCGUUGUUACCGUUGACGCCCCAAACAUGAUACACAAAAAGCUCGAGCGUUACGAAAAACACCUUGCAGUGUCAUCUGCCGACGGCGCAGUGGCCAGGAACAUUGAGAGAGGAGGCUCUGCAGAGGAGACUUCUAGCUCCCAAAAGAUUGGUACCGAUGGCCAUGUAAUUAAGGACGACUCACUAUCACUAUUGUUGGAGCUUGCAACGCGGAACGGAGAGGCACCAAAGAAGGAGAACAUAAAGCACUACCUAGUGAUCCCAACACACGUUGCUAAGAUGCCUGACUUAAUGUCUAUCUAUGCACAGCUUGUUCAGUAUGAUACCAUGCGGCACGUCUUCUUCGAUGAACAGGGUGUGACACAGAAAGACAAAGAGUGCUUACUGGCCUCUCUAGGCCAGCAGAACCUUAACACGGCAUAUCGGCUCAUAUUCUCAUCGCACUUUCUUACGGAUACUAUCUGUCGCUUCCUCAGUAUCGAAAGAAAAAGCAAAAUGGUCUACCAAAUCAGUGAUAUGAAGGCUAUGCCCCAAAUAUUCAAGACAUAUUUGAUUAAUCUCAACAAUUACUCUGCAAUCAAGUUCGGGUACCCGGGAGUGCUCCUUAGCGGUGACGUUCUUCUGAACGGCCUUUUGCCUUCCACGUUCAGCACCAGCGCUCUUAAAAUGAUCACAGGUCAAUACGGUUUCGGCUCCUUUAUGGAUCACUGGAUAGUAUCAGGGGCUGUGUACUAUAAAGUUCUGGGCGAUAUACUGAACUAUCUUCGCGUCAUCUCCUCCAUCAUGACAACAUCUCCAUUGGUGCGCCAAAAGGUUAUUGUACUCCUGAAAAAGCCAACAACCAUGCCACGUAUAUUAGAGGAUGGCAGUAUCUUUAUCGACAAGAACACCACAAACCCACGCCCGGUAUUCUACAUUCUCAUCCGCAACAUGGAGCUCUUAGGGGUCUCGUACGAUCCGGUUCUGGACACAAUCUGCGAUAUAUCACCGGAAAAGGGGCAAGGAUUUAGCAACUGCUUUGAUCUGUACGCGUGCUGCACCAUCAUAGACGACGCAAUGGGAAAGAAGGAGCCGUCUCUGAACAAGCGUCACAUGCGCCUUCCAAAGAACAUUGUUCCGGUUCCUCUCAAGAUAGGUGGUUACUGUGCACCCAUAGUUUACAUUCCAAACAAAACAGAGAUACCCAGCGAGGAGUGGAAGUCUAGACAUCCGUGCUUUGUAGCUAAAGUGCUCUAG